AUAUGGAAGUGCCAAAUAUGCCGUAAAGUAUAUUAUUGUAGGGUUACUGACGUAUGAUGAUGAAGCUUUCUAAUUUUCGAUUUUCCGACGAAUGCAUCAAUAGGCUUUGGUCUUCAUAUCGUUCGUGGCAUCAACUUUACUUCAAACAGGUGUUCUGAUGUUAGGCACCAGAUUUACAUGGCUUAAAUCUAUUUCAAGUGGACCUUAUGCCAUCCUAUUUUCGAUCAUAUACCAAUACAAAACUUUGGUGCCACCCAGCUAUCAAGUAAAAAUGCUCGGAACAUCGUUAAGUGAUAAAACUUAUGUAUAUUUUGCCGCGACGCAGCUCUUCUUGUCCAACCAUAAUUCAUCAAUUAUACCUUGCUUAUGUGGAUUGGCUAUUGGAGCAGUAUAUGACAAUUCUAACAUUUUAAAGCGAUGGCGCUUCCCACGAUGGCUUAGAAGAUUAACUUCAAAAUAUAUAGUCCCUGUGCUUGGUACAAAUAAGCCAAGUUCUGGAACAUCUCUCAAUAAUGUAUCGAAUUCAGUCCGGCCACUGUCUGCGUCAACUGCCACGACAAUGCCAAAUGUUCAGUCAUCUUCUUUGGCUCGAUCGCCUACAGCACCCAGGUCAUCACGUUCCUUAAAAGAGGAAGAUAUUAACACCAUGUUCGCUAUGUUUCCUAAUUAUUCUAGAGAGGAUAUAAAAAACGCCCUGAUUCAGUCUAAUUCUAAUUUAAACAGGGCAGCUGAAAUCCUAUUAACGACAGAACCAAGUGCUGGUAGUAGUAACAAUAAUAAUAGCAGUCAAUAAUAGCAAUAAACUCGCCACUUUCAAUGAAGGAGUAUAAAAAUUGAUUCACUAAGUUUAAACGUGCCCAACG
This is a messenger RNA of Mycotypha africana, 863 nucleotides long. RefSeq lists its product as uncharacterized. Gene Ontology annotation, molecular function: ubiquitin binding. The transcript is spliced from 3 exons. Bases 158 to 793 code for a protein of 211 amino acids. Lineage: Eukaryota; Fungi; Mucoromycota; Mucoromycetes; Mucorales; Mycotyphaceae. The record is from RefSeq and is a predicted model, not a curated record.